Messenger RNA from Sciurus carolinensis (gray squirrel), 1962 nucleotides. Its product is annotated as alpha-1-antiproteinase-like. Gene Ontology annotation, molecular function: serine-type endopeptidase inhibitor activity. Gene Ontology annotation, biological process: negative regulation of endopeptidase activity. NCBI's taxonomy places the organism in Eukaryota, Metazoa, Chordata, Mammalia, Rodentia, Sciuridae. The record is from RefSeq and is a predicted model, not a curated record. The transcript is spliced from 5 exons. The coding region runs from base 134 to 1234 and encodes 366 amino acids.
CUUCCCAUAUGACUGUCACCACCGGGAUUGGCAAGUGGUUUGCUGCCCACUCAGUCCCUCAGUCCAGGACAGCUGCCCACAAGGCCAGAUCCAAGGGCACUGUGGAUACAUCAGACGCCCAGGACCUGAUCUGAUGGCACACCCCAUUUUGUCUCUCUGGCUGCUGGUGGCCGGGCUGGGUCCUUGUGCCUAUGGCCAAAUUACAACUACCCAGGAAAGUCGUCCAACACCUGCGGAACAGCCAGCCUCCUCUGCCUUCCCGGACAAUUCCCACUUCGCCUUCAACCUGUACCGACGGUUGACGGCCCCUGACCCAAGCAGGAACGUGCUCUUCUCCCCACUGAGCUUCUCCCUUCCCCUCACGCUGCUGGCCCUCCAGGCCACACCAAAAGCCCGCGCCACGAUUCUGCAUGAACUGGGACUUCCCAUUGUCAAGGUCCCUGAAGACAGGGUGCUCGAGCACUACAGUCAGCUCCUGGGGGCCUUCCUGCCGCCCCCCGGGGACUGCCAGACGGACACCGGCAGCAUGCUUUUCCUGGGUCAGAGGCGAGACCCAGUGCUGAAGUUUGCUCAAAGAGCCCAGAACCUGUACCGCACUGAGAUCUUCCCCACAUCCUUCAAGAACGCCCAGGUGGCCCAGCAUCAGAUGAACCUGGCUAUGGAGAAGAAGACCCACGGCAAGAUCAAGGGCCUUUUCCGGGGGAUGAAGCUGCACUCGGUCUUGAUUCUGGCCAAUUACAUGUUCUUUAAAGGGAAAUGGAAGUACCACUUUGACCAGCAGGUCACGAAGCUCAUGCCCUUCUCAGUGAGCGAUGAGCUCACGGUCCCGGUGCCCAUGAUGCAGAAGCUGGGCUGGUUCCAGCUGCAGUACUUCCACCACAUGCACAGUCACGUCCUCCGGGUGCCCUGCGCCUGCAACACCACUGCCAUCUUCGUUCUUCCUGAAAAGGGGAAGGUCGCCAAGGCAGAGGCGGCACUGAACAAGGACAAUUUUGACCAGUGGACUCGGCCUUUCCCACUGAGCAGGAGGAAGCUGUAUUUUCCUAAACUCUCCCUAACGGGGAACAUGGACCUGGACAAGCUGGUGCUCUCGCGGGACAGCCUGGAUGUAUUCAGUUACGACCUCGGCCUCUCGGGCAUUUCUGUGCAAACCAUCCCCAUGAGGCUCUCCAAGAAUCCAGAGACGCCUUCCUACGCUGCAAACUGUUUAACAGGCAUGACAGGAAGACCCUGACACCAAAACCAGUAGUGAAAGAAAAACUGCUGACCUUGUGUGCUGAAACCAUUGCUUAAUCAUCUCUCUCAACCCCACAAACCCUCUCAGGUGGGUAAUUAUUCUUUGCUUCAUUCAAUGUAUCAGAAAACUGAGGUGGGGUAAUAGAUGUGAUCCUACAAUAUGUAUAAUCAUAAAUGAGAGAUUACACUCCAUUUAUGUAUGAUCUAUCAAAAUCUAUAAUGCAUUCUACUGUCAUGUACAACUAAUUAGAACAAAAAAAUUUUUAAAUUAAAAAAAAAAACUGAGGUGGGAAGACUGGUCUGACUGAUCAUGGGUUCCCUCUUUAGCUUCUUGGUUCUAACUCCCUGCAUCCUCGUCCUCUGUGAAGAUAGGGUGUUGAGAAGCUGAGUCUCAAGUAGGGAAGGAAGAAGUUAAAUUGUCUCUGUUGAUGACAUGAUUUUAUAUAUAGAAAACCCUAAAGACUCCACCCACCAAAAAUCAUUAGAAUAAUAAAUUCAGUAAAGUUGUAGAAUAUAAACAUGCAAAAUGAUUUCCUGUAUACUAAACAACAAGCUAUCCAUCUAUCAGAAAAAAAGAAUCCAAGAAAAUAUCCCUAUAAAAAAUAAAAAUACUUAGAAAUAAAUUCUUCCAAGAAGGUGAAACACCUAUAUACUGAAAAUUAUAAGUUGGUGAGAAAUAUUUUAAAAGUCACAAAUAAAUGGAAAGAUACCCUAUAUUUAUGGAUU